Messenger RNA from Homo sapiens (human), 5136 nucleotides. RefSeq names its product RALBP1 associated Eps domain containing 1 (gene REPS1). The transcript has 20 exons. Gene Ontology annotation, molecular function: calcium ion binding. The coding region runs from base 1310 to 3565 and encodes 751 amino acids. Lineage: Eukaryota; Metazoa; Chordata; Mammalia; Primates; Hominidae. Gene Ontology annotation, cellular component: clathrin-coated pit; cytosol. The record is from RefSeq and is a predicted model, not a curated record.
GUUUUGUUAUUUUGCAGCUUUACUGAGUUUAUCAGAUCUGAGAGUUUUUUGGUAGAGUCUUUAGAUUUUUCCAUUUAUAUAAGAUCAUAUUACCUGCAAACAGGGACAAUUUGACUUCUUCCUUUCCAGUUCAGAUGCCCUUUCUUUCUUUCUCUUCCCUAAUUGCCCUGGCUAGGAGGAAUUGUUACGUCUGAUGGGGAUGUAGGAACUUUAAAUUCUAUAUCCUUAACUACUAUUUUAUUUUACCAUGAGCAUGUACAUUUUAUAACAUUAAAAAAACAAAGCAUGGUAGUUUUCAGUAUUAUAGCAACAAUCACUAACUGGCCCUUGGUGAUUUAGAUUUCCUUGGUGAGUUAGAAAUCUAAUGGGAGCAGUUCGGGAAUCUAUAUCCUAACAGGUAUUUCAAGUGGUUCCCAUGGUCAGAUAACUGUGCUAGAGAAAAAGUGAACUGCAUACAAAUAUGCACAAUUAAGAUUAAGUGGAAAUCACUAUAGAAAGGAGAUUAAAAGAAUGAGGCUGCUUUGAAUGAUGCUCAGCUAAGAAAUUAUAAAAUUUGGAGAUGAUAAAUGAUUUUCUAGGAAAUUAUCAAAUCUUAGAGAUGGUAAACCUAGCUUAUUUCAGAUAGAAUGGAAGAAACUGAAAAACAUAUGAGAGCUAUUGCCUCACCUGUAUCACAGGUGAAUUAUUUCAAAUCUUCAUGAAACACCUAAUUCCUAAUCUAUUUAAAGUAUUACAGAGCAGAGAGAAAAAAGUAGUUUGCGAGCUCUGCUGAAAAAGCCAAUAUAACACCAACUCCAAAGCACGGCAAAGAUUAUGUAUGCUUUAAAACUUAAUUGUUCUAAGAUUGUGGUUAAAAUAUUUUAUAAAUAUUAUUUGAAAAAGUAAUACACCACGUCUAAAUGAAAUUCAUUCCAGGAAUCAAAGGAAGGUUCUAUGUUAGGAAAUCUGUUAAUAUACUUACUUAUAUCUUAAUAUACUUAAUCUCUUAUAUCUUAUUGAUAUACUUAUUAAUGGACCAAAGAGAAAAAUUAUGAUCUUUUAGUUUUCUGUGCAAAAUCUGCAUAUGAUAAAAUUAACAUCUUUAUGUGGUUUUUGAAAAUAUAAAACCCAAAACAAGAUUAUUAGAAGAACAACAGAACUAGAACUAGCUUUUCUUUUUCUUUUCUUUUCUUUUUUUUUUGAGAUGGAGUUUCCCUCUUGUUGCCCAGGCUGGAGUGCUAUGGCAUGAUCUCGGCUCACUGCAACCUCUGCCCCCCCGGGUUCAAGUGAUUCUUCUGCCUCAGCCUCCUGAGUAGCUGGGAUUACAAGCAUGUGCCACCACGCCCGGAUCAUGGAGCUUUGUGGUGCAACAAGACUUGGUUAUUUUGGAAGAAGUCAGUUCUACAUUGCUUUGAAACUUGUAGCUGUUGCCCAGUCUGGUUUCCCUUUAAGAGUGGAAAGUAUAAAUACAGUAAAGGACCUUCCUCUGCCAAGAUUUGUUGCUUCAAAGAAUGAACAGGAAUCUCGCCAUGCAGCCUCAUAUUCUUCAGAUUCUGAAAAUCAAGGGUCGUAUUCUGGUGUAAUUCCCCCACCACCUGGCAGGGGGCAAGUGAAAAAGGGAUCCGUAAGCCAUGAUACGGUUCAGCCUCGUACAUCUGCAGAUGCACAGGAACCUGCAUCCCCAGUAGUUUCACCACAGCAAUCCCCACCAACUUCUCCACACACAUGGAGGAAGCACAGCCGUCAUCCCAGCGGUGGGAAUAGUGAGAGGCCUCUCGCGGGACCUGGGCCAUUUUGGUCUCCCUUUGGUGAAGCACAAUCAGGUUCUUCUGCUGGUGAUGCAGUGUGGUCAGGGCAUUCCCCACCUCCACCUCAAGAAAACUGGGUCAGUUUUGCAGAUACUCCACCAACCAGUACUCUUUUAACCAUGCAUCCUGCUUCUGUCCAGGACCAGACAACAGUACGAACUGUAGCAUCAGCUACAACUGCCAUUGAAAUUCGUAGGCAAUCCAGUAGUUAUGAUGAUCCCUGGAAAAUAACAGAUGAACAAAGACAGUAUUAUGUAAAUCAGUUUAAAACCAUUCAGCCUGAUCUAAACGGAUUUAUUCCAGGAUCUGCAGCUAAAGAGUUUUUUACAAAAUCAAAACUUCCUAUUCUUGAACUUUCUCAUAUUUGGGAACUCUCAGACUUUGAUAAAGAUGGUGCAUUGACACUGGAUGAGUUUUGUGCUGCUUUUCAUCUGGUGGUUGCUAGGAAGAAUGGCUAUGAUUUACCAGAAAAACUUCCUGAAAGCUUAAUGCCCAAACUGAUUGAUUUGGAAGAUUCAGCAGAUGUUGGGGAUCAGCCAGGUGAGGUAGGUUAUUCAGGCUCUCCUGCUGAAGCUCCUCCAAGCAAGUCACCAUCGAUGCCAUCACUAAACCAGACAUGGCCUGAGCUGAAUCAGAGCAGUGAGCAGUGGGAGACAUUUAGUGAACGCUCUUCAAGCUCACAAACUCUGACCCAAUUUGAUUCUAACAUUGCACCAGCUGAUCCUGAUACUGCUAUUGUUCAUCCAGUUCCCAUUCGUAUGACUCCAAGCAAAAUCCACAUGCAGGAAAUGGAACUUAAAAGAACUGGCAGCGAUCAUACAAAUCCCACUAGCCCAUUACUUGUGAAACCAUCUGACCUUUUAGAAGAAAAUAAGAUAAAUUCAUCGGUGAAAUUCGCUUCUGGUAAUACUGUAGCAGAUGGUUACAGUAGUUCAGACUCUUUUACUUCUGACCCAGAACAGAUCGGGAGCAAUGUAACUCGUCAAAGGUCUCAUUCAGGAACGUCGCCUGAUAACACUGCACCACCACCUCCCCCUCCAAGGCCACAGCCCUCUCAUUCUAGAUCAUCAUCUUUAGAUAUGAAUCGGACCUUUACAGUCACCACAGGACAACAACAGGCUGGAGUUGUUGCCCAUCCUCCUGCAGUGCCUCCAAGACCACAGCCCUCACAGGCUCCUGGUCCUGCUGUGCAUCGCCCAGUGGAUGCCGAUGGCCUCAUAACUCACACUAGUACCUCACCUCAGCAGAUACCAGAGCAACCAAAUUUUGCAGAUUUCAGUCAGUUUGAAGUAUUUGCUGCAUCAAAUGUAAACGACGAACAAGAUGAUGAAGCCGAGAAACAUCCAGAAGUCCUGCCGGCUGAAAAAGCUUCUGAUCCUGCAAGUUCUCUUCGAGUUGCCAAAACAGAUAGUAAAACUGAAGAAAAGACAGCUGCUAGUGCUCCUGCCAAUGUGAGCAAAGGCACAACACCACUUGCUCCACCACCUAAACCUGUUCGAAGAAGAUUAAAAUCAGAAGAUGAAUUAAGGCCAGAAGUUGAUGAACAUACACAAAAGACGGGUGUCUUAGCUGCUGUUCUUGCAUCACAACCUUCUAUUCCCAGAUCUGUUGGGAAAGAUAAGAAAGCUAUUCAGGCAUCAAUUAGACGUAAUAAGGAAACCAACACCGUUUUGGCCAGAUUGAAUAGCGAAUUGCAGCAACAAUUAAAGGAUGUUCUUGAGGAGAGAAUUUCCCUGGAAGUUCAACUGGAACAACUUCGACCAUUCUCUCACCUAUAAGCCAAUUGCCGUUAACUGUGAACAUACUUGUUUUUAAGUGGUUUUGGGUUCAAAGCCAAUUUGGAGACCUAGACAUUCAGCUCACUGCUUAACUCAACAUUAAAUUUUAUGAUUCUGUUUUGCCCUAUAUGUUCACCGUUGUAUUUAAGUAUCUUUUAUUUUUUAAUUUCGACAAUAAAAAGGUCAGGAUGGCGUUUUCUGGAGGGUAGAUUGUGUUUGUUGGCACACCCACCUUUUCUGUUCCCUAGCAUCUGGGAUAUGCAAUGCUUCUAUGGCUAAUACCACACACCAAUUUAAUUUAUAGAAUGGGCUCCUCAUUUACAUCUCAGUCACAGACUCAGAAAUAAAUUGUCAGUUUGUCCUUUUAUGUUUAAUAUUUUACAUAAAGCAUCUAUUCUAUAAAAAUCUUUAGAAAGAGUUUCCCAUUUAAUUUUGAUUUUAAAGAAUUAUAUUGGAUAAGGUGGUUUUCACCAUAAGCUAAUUUACUCUCUGCAGCCGUCUACAUUCUUCACAAAUCAUGUGGUACAUUGAAGCCUCUUUUACAUGUCAACUUGUGACAAAUACAAACAUGUGAGAUUUUAUAUUUUCCUUGUGGAAAUGUGAUCAACUUCAUCAGCGACUUCGAACUAUUUUAUGAGAUUCAAUAAUUCAGCAGUCAUGUAAACUUAUGAAAUAGGUAUGAGUAAUGGCCUUUCUUAAUUUUUUUAAGUAUUGUUUUAAAACUUCUGAGGAUAUCAGUUAUUCCCAGAAUAAAGGGAAAUUCCUUAGGAUUUCUAGUUUACCUUUAGCCAUCUUGUCACUCAUUCUUUUGCUAUACAGACAAGUUUUUCCUAUUAAUGAGUUUCUGGAGUAUGCCUUAUUCAGGACAAUAUGCUGUUUUAGAUUUUGUUUAAUAUUAAAUGAUAUAUACAUUUCGAUCCAUUGCUAACAGCAGAUAUUCCCUUUAAGAUUUAUUCUGUCUAUAGGAUCAUAGAUUUUAAACUGCAUGGAUAUAUCUUGGCAGAAUCAGAAGUGUGGUUUUACACCAAUAAAACAGCAUAAUAUUUUAACUUUUGUUCAUCUUUUUAACAAGAUUUAAAGUUUUAAGAAAUAGAAGAUUUUGUAUUUUCAUUUCUGAAAGAAAAAAUGUUUAAAUACUAUAGAUUCACAGUCCUAAACUGCACCGAUAGACUUUGUUACUGUAAACAAGAAUUUGAAGAACAAGGGAAACUGACAACCUCAAGCUUCCAAGAUUAAUACAAUUUUUACCUGACAAUAUCUAGGUAAAAAUAUACAUCAGCUGAAGUUUCCAAGUGGCUUUCAGUAUGGCUUUAGUUGUUAAAUAAUAAAUUUAAAGCAUUAAAGGCCCAGGAAACUACUCAACACCUGUUUUUCUGAGUGUCUUUGUUUUCAAAGAAACAUUUUUACUCAGCUGUAUUUCAUUACAAGCAAGUUUUGCUGUUUCCAUUUAGUUUUGUUUUUUAAAAUAUGCUUUUUAAAAAUAGCCUUCUAAUUUAACAAUGUCAAAAAUAUUUGUUAAAGCUUCUUAGAAUUUAGCCUUCCAAUAAAUAACACUUAAAAAUUAUAGAAAA